Molecule: messenger RNA, 1039 nt
Organism: Chrysoperla carnea
Lineage: Eukaryota; Metazoa; Arthropoda; Insecta; Neuroptera; Chrysopidae
Exons: 4
Coding region: 64-486 (140 amino acids)
Source: RefSeq, a predicted model, not a curated record
AAUUAUGAAAUAUCGAAACACAAUUGAAAAUAAUACUGAUAUGUGGUACAUAUUAGACCCAAAAUGUCAUUUGUGGCAUCAUUGUUAUUCGGAUUGGCAAUAUUUUUAAUUGUUGUCGGUUUAUGUCAAUGUAUAUCAUUUGUAUUCAAAAUUAGAGCGAUUCAAGAAGAAAUUCGAGCUGGUGCGAUUCGUGAACAAAGAAUGCGUGUUAUGACAAUACAAAAUGUCGCCUUCACGUGUGAUCCACUAAACGAUUAUCCGCGUCCAUUACGUCAAACGUAUCCUGAUCGUUAUGGAUCCCAGCCACCAAUGUAUGAUGAAGGUGUAUUCCCUUCAGAUUCCAUCGGUAUUUUAGAAAUUCCUCCACCAACUUACGAAGAAGCACUUCGAGCUGCAUUAGUACACAGCAAUAAUAACCGGAACGAAACUACGAGUCCAACUACAAUCAAUAUUAGUAAUGAUAAUAAUUCGACUUCUAGUAGCUAAUAAUAAGUUUAAGUUCUUUAAUGAAACUAUUAGCAAUAAGUUUCCAGUGAUAAUGAACUAGUUCCAAAUAAUUAUUUCUUGGUUUAUUGACUGAAUUAUCCAGCAAAGGGCUAUCUGAGCAAUUGCUUCAAAAAGGAAGGAAGUUACCAAAUAACUUGCAGCACUCAGCUAUAAUUGCAGUUGGGGGUAGCAAGCUAGUUUGGAAUAUCCGAAAUUUUUGUCCUUUUCUCGACUUUUCGAGAUUUUCUUCGAUACCUUUUGACGACUAAGCGAGAAGUUUCUGAGAUAUCGACCGUAUACGAAGAUUAAUGUUCCGGAGUAAUUCGUUCCGUCGACACCUUUGAAACUUGCCGUUCCAUCAUAAAAUUAACUACAUUUUCAUAUGCCUAUUGGUUAUUUAUGAGAAUUAAAAACCAUUAGAACGUACAAAACUAGCUCAUUUUGUGCACGAUUAUAGGUGAUAUUUCGAAAAUAAUUUAUCGAAUUGUUAGGAGAAUCCGAUUUCUGAAUUUUUGACUCAAAUUUCCCUAUAUUUCAAGUUUUAUUAUUUUCC